Molecule: messenger RNA, 1098 nt
Organism: Pneumocystis carinii B80
Lineage: Eukaryota; Fungi; Ascomycota; Pneumocystomycetes; Pneumocystales; Pneumocystaceae
Exons: 1
Coding region: 45-1055 (336 amino acids)
Biological process (GO): mitochondrial translational initiation
Cellular component (GO): mitochondrial small ribosomal subunit
Molecular function (GO): structural constituent of ribosome
Source: RefSeq, a predicted model, not a curated record
UUAAAAAAUAUAAUUUAAAUGAAUAUUAAAAGAAACAAGAAAAUAUGGGAUCAGAAUGUUAUUAUGAACUUCUAAGGAGAUCCCGUUUGAUAGCACUUCCAAGACCCAUUGGAAAAAGAACAGUAGAAAAAUAUUACCCAACACAUCAGAUCAUAAGAACCCCAGCCAGUUCUCAUUUUAGGGGAAAUUGGGGUCUUAAACGUGAUAUGCCUCAAGUGAAAAGCUCGCAUAUUUCUAUUGAUUCACUUGAUACAUUAGAACAUCAAACACUUUUUAAAAGCGGGAACACAGAAUUUAAUUUUCUUGAACGCUGGAAGGAAAUGGGAAUACAUUUGUAUACUACGAAUGCAGGAAAGGAUGAUAUAAACGAUACAAAUAGAUAUGAGAGAAUACAUAUGGUACCUUUUUCACCUUUUACAAAACUCAAAAAUACUACAGAAAAUUCUUUACAUAAAAAUAUAUCAGAAAUGUCUCUUAAAGAAUUUAAGAAUUAUAUUAAGAAACUAAGAACAAAAAAGAAAUAUUUUAUAGACUUUAUGAAACAAAAGCAACAAGAAGAAUCAUUUGAAGAUGAACAGAAAAGAGAAUUACAACUUUCUAAAUCCUUAGGAACACAAAAAACGCAUCUUUUAAUAAAUGAAUAUAUUAAGAAAUUCUUAAAUAUUCCAGAAAAUAAUCAAAAAAUUCGAAAAACCUUUCCAAAUUCAGGAUUAGAUUAUCGCCCUUAUGGUUAUCUUUCUCCUGUUAUAGAGUCUAAUAAUUUAAGAAAAAAACUAUUACCAGCACGUAUAUUGUCUAUAAAGCCAAACAAUAAAAAGGUUCUUUUUGGUGGAAUAGUUGCACAUGUUCUAGAAAAAAGCGAAAUACCCAAUUCUAUCAAUGGAACGAAAGAAAUCCGUGAAAGUGUCGUUAAUGUAACACCUAAAUUUGCACAAAUAUCACCAGAAGGAAAACUAGAAAUUUAUGUGAAAUUUAUGGAUACUACUAAAAAUCACCAACUAAUUCAGCGUAAGAAAUUUGAAAAAAGCGAGUUACAUCAUGAAAAACAUUUUUAAUAAUAUCGAUUAUUUAAUAAUGCAAUAUACAUAGACAUAUUCA